UUCUUAUUUUAAACGUCUUUUUAAAGUGAUUUAUCGUAAUAUUUCCACAGCUACAGGCUCAGUGAUGUGUGUUGUGUUAGCUGCUGUCUGUGUUUCCCGCCGUUAGAGUCCGUCUUCACCGAUCGGGCGGUGACACGUUCAGUUCGCCACCAUGUCGUCCAAAAAGAAGCAGGACGGCGAUGAGCGCUUCUCCCGGGUGCAGAAGGACCCCAGGUUCUGGGAGAUGCCGGAGAAGGAACACAAAAUCAAGAUCGACAAGCGUUUCCAGUCUAUGUUUCACGACAAGCGAUUCAAGGUGAAAUACACGGUGGACAAACGAGGCCGGCCCAUCCACCAAACCUCCACAGAGGACCUGAAGCGCUUCUACAAAGUCUCCGACUCAGAGGACUCAGAGGACUCAGACGAGGAUGGAAAGAGCAAGAAGAAAAAUAAAAAAGUGAAGGAGAAGAAGCUGGUGAAGGCUGGAGGAGAGGUGAAGAAGGGAAAAGACGUGCAGAGCAGAGAUGGUAAAGAUAAAGGAGAGCAGCUUGAACGAGGAGUCAGAGUCAUUGAAGAGGAUGAUGAAGAUGAUGAUGAGCAGCAAACUGCAGAGGCGGAUGUUGACCUGCGAGACAGUGUUACAGACGGCAGUGAGGAGGAGGAUGAUGAUGAAGAUGAUGAUGAUGAUGAUGAAGAUGAAGAUGUGGAGGAGGGGAGUGAUGUGGGAAGUGGAUCGGAUGAGUCCGGUCUAGAUUCGGACGAGGACAGUGACAGCGGGCCGGAUCUGGCCAGAGGGAAGGGAAACAUCGAGACGAGCUCGGAUGAAGACAGCGAUGACGACGUGGACCGGAUCCUGAAGAAAGAGGAAGAGGAGAUCGAACACGCCUGGGGAGAGCUCGCCAAAGACGCUCAGCGAAGCGACGAGGUUUCUGCCCGACUCGCCGUCUGCAACAUGGACUGGGACCGGAUGAAAGCCAAAGACCUGCUGGCUCUGUUCAACUCCUUCGUGCCCAAAGGAGGAGCUGUGCUGUCCGUCAAGAUCUACCCGUCAGAGUUUGGGAAGGAGAGGCUGCAGGUGGAGGAGACUCAGGGCCCUCCGGAGCUGAGAGCUCUGCCCGACGACUCGGAGGACGACACAGAGGAGGAGAAAGGUUACAGAGAGAAGAUGCGUGACUACCAGUUCAAGAGGCUGAAGUAUUUCUACGCUGUGGCGGAGUGCGACUCGGCCGACACCGCUGCUAAAAUCUACCAGGAGUGUGACGGCUAUGAGUACGAGAGCAGCUGCUCCGUCCUGGACCUCCGAUUUAUUCCUGAUGAAGUUCAGUUCGAUGAGGAGCCAAAAGACGCAGCGACAGAUGUGAACCUGACGACCUACACGCCCAAACUGUUCACCUCAUCUGCCAACGCAACAUCAAAGGUGCAGCUGACGUGGGAUGAGACGGACAACGAGCGUGUGACCGCCCUCAAUAGGAAGUUCAACAAGGACGAGCUGCUCGCCAUGGACUUCAACGCUUACUUGGCCUCCUCCAGCGAAGAAGAAGAGGAGGAGGAGGAGGAGGAGGAAGGAGGGAUCGAGUUUGGAGACGAUGACACAGCAGCAGAGGAUAAACAAACAGAGGAGUCCGUUGUGGAGAUGGAGAAGAAACCCCAGAAGGAGAAAGAGAAGAAGAAGAACAGCAAGGAACAGAUCUCCAAGUACAGAGAGCUGCUGAAAGGCAUCCAGGACAAAGAGAAGAAGCUGCAGGAGGACAAAGACAUGGAGAUGGAGAUCACCUGGGUGCCAGGGCUGAGGGAGACGACGGAGCAGCUGGUGCAGAAGAAGUUGGAGGGGAAGGACACGCUGACGCCCUGGGAGGAGUUCUUGGAGAAGAAGAAAGACAGGAAGAAACAGAAGAAAUCUCAAAGAAAGGAGGGAGAAGUUGAUGAAGAUGAGUUCAGUGACGAUGAGCUUCCUGCAGACGUUGACCUCAGCGACCCGUUCUUCGCCGAGGAGCUCUCCGCUACAGACAAGAAGAAGAAACAGAAGGGGAAGAAGAAGAAGAAGCAGGAGGAAGAGGAGCGGACAGCAGAGGAGGAAGAGGAGCUGGAGAAACAAAAGGCGGAGAUGGCUCUGCUGAUGGAGGACGACGACGACAAACACAAACACUUCAACUACGACAAGAUCGUGGAGCAGCAGAACCUGAGCAAGAAGAAGAGGAAGAAGCUGCUGAAGAAGGGCGAGGCGCCGAUGGAGGGAGACGACUUCCAGGUGGACGUUAAAGACCCUCGUUUCCAGGCCAUGUUCACGUCCCACCUCUUUAACCUGGACCCGUCCCACCCCAACUACAAGAAGACCAAAGCCACGCAGAGCAUCCUGGCGGAGAAGCAGCGCAGGCGAGCGGAGGACACGCUCGGCCCUCAGAAGGUCCCGCCCACGCCAGGGGAGGACGGCGGCGGUGGGAAGAAACGGGAAAACGACUCUGGCACUCCGGCGGCUGGAGGCUCCUUGAAGAAGCCGCUAGACCCCAGUUUGUCUUCGCUCAUCAAGUCGAUUAAAAGCAAGACGGAGCAGUUUCAGGCUCGGAAGAAACAGAAGUUCAUGUAGGUACUAACGAACCAAUCACAGACUGAAUCUGACUCUUCUCGCGUCGACUUGUUUGUACAGGAACAUGAAAUGACUAAAACAUUUUUUAGUAAAAACAAUCCUGCUGCUUCAGAUCAUGUUGAAAUGUUUUUAUUUCUUCACAUAUAAAAUCAGCAUUUUAAAGAAAUUCUUCACAUUUCAGUUUAACACUUAUUUAAAAUUCAUUGUACAUGAAAAGAUUAGUUCUCAUGUGGCACGUACAAGUGAUUCAAGAGAAUUUGUGUCAUUUGCUAGUGUUUUUCAUAUUUUUUCUAUGGUAAAAAUACAAAUCACAAGUG
Molecule: messenger RNA, 2880 nt
Organism: Centropristis striata (black sea bass)
Lineage: Eukaryota; Metazoa; Chordata; Actinopteri; Perciformes; Serranidae
Gene: esf1
Product: ESF1, nucleolar pre-rRNA processing protein, homolog (S. cerevisiae)
Exons: 14
Coding region: 152-2563 (803 amino acids)
Biological process (GO): rRNA processing
Cellular component (GO): nucleus
Molecular function (GO): RNA binding
Source: RefSeq, a predicted model, not a curated record